UUGUAAUAUCAUUUUGUUCCGGUACAAACGUAAGGUUCAAAAAUGCUCCUGGCAGAAAGGCGCAUCUCCGGGUCACCCUGACAUGCCAAGUGUUCCACGGCCAAGUUCAAACUCCAGUCCAGGCAUAACUCCAGUGCAUUCUAGGGCACCAACUCCUCUGCUCAAUCGAUAUCGCCAGCGUUUUGUGUACACCGAGCCCACUGAUGGCCUCCAGUCUCGCUCACAGUCCAGAGCUCGACCUGGUCGACGGUUUUCCCUUGAUGUAGACGGAGGAGAAGACCCUAUUUCGAAUACAGCUCGUCGAGGACCAACGGCAAGAUUUGCUUCUCCAGUCCACGAAAAGCAGCACUCGUUUGAAAAAACUGAAACAGAUACCAUUCGUACUAAAGAUGGCGUCGAAAUAUAUCCUAGAGACCGACGGGGCGAAGAAUUGGAUAAAAACGCGCGCAUUUGGCGCAUAUACACGGACGAGGCGCGCAAAGCCGACGCACGGAUGACAGAGGGCUGGAAUCGAAGCAUAGAUGUGCUGCUCGUUUUCACUGGAUUAUUUUCCGCCGUUCAGACAACAUUCAUCAUCCAAACAUACCAGAUGAUGGUCCCCAAUGAUUCCGGCACAACUAAUGCCCUCCUUGUCCGACUGAUUUCACUGCAAUCUGGAAAUACGAACCUAACCGACUUACCUACCACAUCCUCUGUACCGCCGACUCACUGGGUCAAUGGACUCUGGUUCGCCGCGUUGGCAUGCAGCCUCUCCACUGCUCUCAUUUCGAUGCUCGCAAAACAGUGGCUGCAGGCCUAUGUCCCGCAUGUUUCUGGUACUCUUCGAUAUUGCUCACGCCAACGACAAUCACGCUACAUGCAACUGGAAGCAUGGCACGUCCCUGCUAUCAUAGAUGCGCUACCCCUCCUUUUACACAUCGCGCUGCUGCUGUUCUUCGGGGGCUUAAUUGUUCUCUUGUGGACUGCAGACCUCGCGAUCACCAUCGCGACAUGGGCAAUAGUUGCAUUUGCUUACAUUUUCUACCUCGCCUCUGUCUGCCUCCCUUUGAUGUAUGAUGAUUGCCCAUAUUAUCACCCUGUCACCGAUUACCUUCGUCAGGCCAUGGGAUCGCGAACCGCCAGACAUCCGGUCACCCAAGCCAAAACUCUCCUACAUGUGAAGAAAAAUCCAGAAGAUGGUGCUCGUAACGCAAGCCAUGACCUAGUAAAAUCAUCAGAUGCCGUGCUCGAAGAUAUUUUGGAUGCUUCAGCUUUAGUAUGGCUCUUUUCCAAAUCCGCCGACACCGACGUCGUUUCCGCCGCCUUGCAAGCUAUUGCGGGAUUGCCCCGAGAUUUCUCUGCCCUUGACGUCCUCCGUGAAGCCGGCGCAUUAGCUCUUGUGGAGCAAGUUUUCCAGGACUGCUUUCACAAGGACACUACCGUGGACCUACAAUGGCACUUGAUCGAUGCCGAUGGAGCAGAGUUGUAUUGCAGGGCAUGGAUACAGCUGACCCGAGGAACAUCUGAGCAGUGGCCUUUGGAGAUCAUCGAGCCUCUGUGGCUCCUUCAAGACUCCAAAUUGCAUCCUGAUGCCGCUGCUAUAGCUUCUUGUGCUGUGGCACUUUCCUCCUUUGAAUCUCAAGUGUCACAGUGGGAGCUGUUAGCGUAUCUCUCCAAAUGCGCAUCAGGCGAAUUGCAACUAUCUCAAGCAACUCAAUGUUGUUUGUUAGAUAGUAUCAUUGAAUGCAUGGUUCUUUGGGAGAUGCCUGCAGCCGUCAUUGAGGAGACAACAACUCGGGCGAUCCCCACCUUACUGCGAAUUCUACACCUCACUGGCGACUUGCCUACUUCCAACCUUCGGAGUGCAGCUGCACUGGCCCUCUAUGUGUUUACUCGCGGCCCGGUAAAUUUAACGGAUUAUAGGAAUGAAGACAAACGGAGGGCUGAUUACUGCGAGCUCACUCUCGAGUCCCUCUCGAUGCUCGUCGAAGCACCAGAGCGGUUUGGCGUUCGGGAUACUUUGAUGGAUAUAACUUCCCAGGAAUUAUGUCGCUUGGCCGCAUCCAUCGUUGCUCAGUCCGAAAGGUUUCCACAGCCGUUAAGAGACAUUGCCAGGUCCAGCCUAUCCCAACUUUUCAUUGAUGGCAAGAUUGGAGUAGGAAUUGUUCCAGAGUCCGUACUUUCCGACGUGCUGAGAUUGCUAUAUCCACCAUUCUGUGUUCCUGAUACCAGAAGGCCUCUGUUCGUUACUACCUUGGUCGAAACAUUGGGAAUAGCUUCUCAUCCCGACAUCACUGGUUGGUCGGUUAGAUUGCUGGAAAUCUUGUUGCAUCGAUGUUCAGUAGAUGUCUUGAAAGCAUUCACUGACAGCAACGGCAUAAACGCUGUUCUUCGCGCAACAAAAGCAGGUUUGGUGGACAGCCGUCGGCUCCAAAUUGACAGUCUAAGAACACUGUGCGCCUUCAUCGAUAGCAGCACCCGUCUGUCUAUCGAAGGAAAGCGGGAUUCUAUAGUGGAUAACCAAUUCAACCUUGUCUUUGAGUCCGACUUCUUCGAUACCCUCGUCUCUGUAAUAGCGGAGCGACGCUGGUGGCUAUUCGAGAUAUCUGGAAGAUUGUGGUCAAGGUUUUCCGAGACUUUGCGGAGAGAAACGUCGGGGAGGACGGGUACAUGGAGACUUUGCGCCACUUGGAUACUAUGACGAAGCUGUAUGAGCACACUGGAAAUGGGUCCGUCCAAGAGACAGACAAGGUAGCGUGACGUCCUCACGCCCACCAGUCUCUUGCCGUAUCCAGCCGGAGCAACA
Messenger RNA from Desarmillaria tabescens, 2785 nucleotides. RefSeq lists its product as uncharacterized. The coding region runs from base 83 to 2680 and encodes 865 amino acids. NCBI's taxonomy places the organism in Eukaryota, Fungi, Basidiomycota, Agaricomycetes, Agaricales, Physalacriaceae. The record is from RefSeq and is a predicted model, not a curated record. The transcript has 6 exons.